GAGGCUGGCUGAGCAGCUGAGAGCAGUGCGUCAGCAGUACAUUCACGUUCCCACUGAAGGACAAAGGGAGGGGGCAGAGCGAGCAUCUUGGCUGCCUGCAACACCGACACACAUCGGAGGGGGGUGAACAGAGAAAAGAGAGAUUGGAGAAUAAACAAGAAGAGGAGAUGUGGAUUAGGAUGCCGUCCCUGCUGCUUCGGUGACGGUGGGCUGCCUGUUUGAAUGCUCGCGUGCCUCUUUUCUCUCCGUCUCUCUCUCUCUCUCUCUCUCUCUCACACACACACACACACACGCGCGCGCACACUCUCCUUCACGCACUCUAUCUUUCUCCUGCUCCUGAUCUGUCAGUGGUUCUCGGCUCCUCACUCCGUCUCUCUCUUUCUGCCUCUCUUUUUCUCCCCCCGUUCAACUCCGGGAUACUGCAGCAGUCCACCAGCCAGCCGCAAGUCCGACAAGGCACACACAUGGCUAACUGCCACAACUUACUACCUCAGCCCCGGAGAGAAACUAACGAAUAAGCAAGCGGGCAGAGGGACACCGCAGGAGGCAGCCCGGAGGACAAUCAGCAAGCGCACGGCAGAAUCCUCAAUUUUUUUUUUCCUGUGCAUGGAUAUUGAUACGGAGACCACUUCCACGCUCAUCCUCCCGCCGUCAUCCUCUCUCUCGUCGCUCGUUGCAGAAGAGUGCUCUCUCUCUCUCUCUCCGGCAACCUUUCGCGGAGCUCCAACAGUGCAGCGCAUCCCCUUCUCCACCCCCCACCCAGCGCCACCAUCUCUCCCACCACCCCCCAGCCCCCUCCUCCCCCCAGAAGGAAUAGACGGAUUACUGCUAACUGUGCACACGGCAGCCCGCAGCUGCUCUGACCGGGGCCAGCCCGAGAUCGGGAGGACGCGGGAGGAGCACGGAGGAGGACCGGGGAGGAGGACGCCUGUGCCAGGAGUUCUUCAGCCUUUUUCCGUCCCUCAGUCUCUGUCACAACGGGGCUAAUCAGCGACCGACUAGCCCUUGGCAAAGUCACAGUGAGGGAGGUCUUUCCACGACGGGAAGCGGCGACCAGCCGACAAGCCAACACAUGUAUCGGGACCCAUCAGAACUGGGGAUUUUUAUUUGUUUCACUUCUGCGCGCCUCCUCCGCUAUGUUUAACUACGGUAUGGAUCAUUGUGAUUUAUUCACAGUGGAGCUGCAUUCCGGAGUCUGCAGCCCAGCAGGGGGGCAGUUAGUGGGGGCAGAAGGGAUCCAAGCACCUGCCUAGCCUUCAUGGCCUUACCUCUGCCUGGGAAAACAAGAAGACGUCUCUCUCGUGUCAUUCCGUGGAAAUGACUUUUAAAUGGACAUGAAGUGUGACCGUUGCUUUUAACAUUUGGAACGAGACCAACAGGAGCAUUUUCAAACUAAUGAGCUUCUUCCUGCACUGUCGAUGGAACUUGGGAACCUUGAGUUGCCCCAGCCAGGCUAAGAUGGUCUGUUCUCUGGUGUGUGCCGUAUCCCCCCACCAUGCAGAAUAAUGAGCCCUCCACACCAUGAGUCCUCUGGGCCAGGUUAGUGUGCAGCCUACCUGGAACGCAGCCCUGCUCGCCGUGCUCUCCUUCAUGGUGCCUGCUCUCACUAUGUGCCAGCCCACAGGUCCUGCAGUGGGCUCAGCUAACCCACAAAACUGUCCAGGUGUGUGCUCCUGCACUAACCAGCUCAGCAAGGUGGUGUGUACGCGCAGAGGCCUGGUUAGGGUUCCUCCAAACAUCCCAGCUAACACUAGGUAUCUGAACCUGAUGGAAAACAGCAUAGAGACAAUAGAGGCAGAUACUUUCAGACACCUGCAUCACCUGGAGGUGCUGCAGUUGGGCAGAAAUGCCAUUAGGCAGAUUGAAGUGGGCGCUUUCAAUGGCUUGACCAGUCUCAAUACCCUGGAGCUUUUUGAUAACAGACUGACGGUCAUACCCAGUGGAGCUUUUGAGUAUUUGUCAAAGUUGAGAGAGUUGUGGCUUAGAAACAAUCCCAUUGAGAGUAUUCCGUCUUAUGCCUUCAACCGUGUCCCCUCACUCAUGAGACUGGACCUGGGAGAGCUGAGGAAGUUGGAGUACAUCUCUGACGGGGCGUUCGAGGGCCUUCAGAACCUCAAGUAUCUCAACCUGGGGAUGUGCAACCUGAGGGAGUUUCCUCAUCUUUCACCUCUGGUGGGAUUGGAAGAGCUAGAAAUAUCGGAGAAUGUUUUCCCUGAGCUGAAACCUGGGGCUUUUCACGGCCUCAAGAAUCUACGCAAACUGUGGAUUAUGAACUCUGCCAUAACCACCAUUGAGAGGAAUGCAUUCGAUGACAUAACAGCACUGGUGGAGCUUAAUUUAGCCCACAACAACCUGUCAUCCCUCCCCCAUAAUCUCUUCACCCCUCUACAGUACCUGGUGGAGCUUCACCUGCACCACAACCCUUGGAGAUGUGACUGCGAUGUUGUGUGGCUCUCCUGGUGGCUCAGAGAAUACAUUCCCACAAAUUCCACCUGCUGUGGACGCUGUCACACCCCGACCCACAUGAGGGGACGAUACCUGGUGGAAGUGGAUCAGACCACGUUUCAGUGUUCGGCGCCGUUUAUACUGGAUGCUCCCAGAGAUCUGAACAUUUCAGCAGCCAGGGUGGCGGAGCUGAAGUGUCGCACAGCUCCCAUGAGCUCUGUCCGGUGGCUUCUCCCCAACGGAACAAUUCUGACCCAUGGCUCAGCUCACCCACGGAUAUCUGUACUUAAUGAUGGAACCCUCAACUUUUCCAACGUUCUCCCAUCAGACACAGGGGUCUACACCUGUAUGGUUAGCAACAUGGCCGGAAACUCCAAUGCCUCCGCCUAUCUAAAUGUCAGCAAUGCUGAACUCAACACAUCUAAUCUGUCCUAUUUUACCACUGUAACAGUGGAAGUUUUAGAACCCACAGUGGAGGAAACCCCUAAACCCAAACCCACUGUCCCUGCCUCACCCUCUGUCUUUCAGCCUGUUUUCAUCUCUACGCCCACUGUGUUGUUCCAAAACACUCAGACUCCAAGGCAGGUGUCAAUUCCUCCUGCCAGAGUCCCUAGUGGGCCAGCCGCCAGCCUGGAUGAGGUAAUGAAAACCACCAAAAUCAUCAUUGGCUGUUUUGUUGCUGUUACAUUGCUGGCAGCUGCUAUGUUGAUAGCAUUCUAUAAGUUGCGGAAGCGGCAUCAACAGAGGAGCACAGUGGCAGCAGCCAGAACCAUAGAAAUCAUACAGAUGGAGGAAGAAGUUCCUCCGGUUCCUCCACCCACCUCUGGAUCUAGUGGCUCUGACGACACAGGAUUGGUACUACCUACACUAGUGGAACAUAACAGCAACACCUUUAAGCCCGGUUACGUGUCGUCCUCGUCCCGCCAAGGGGGCUAUGGUGCCCACUGGACCCAGAACAACACUCUUCAUUGCUCUGUCAGACAGCAUCACAGCCACAUCAGCACCAUUGCUGAUCCCUACAUCAUAAAGACUACUCAUGGCAAGGAGAAGGUUCAAGAGACCCAAAUUUGAGUAAUGCUCUCUAUGGAUUUGUCUGUGACUCUGCCACAUCCUCUGCUCUCCACCUAUCUGCCCACCAGUCCAUGCAAUAGAAUGCACAAAGAACAAAGCGGUAACUUUUCUUUUGUACAGAAGUGCAAAACAGAGACAUUUUUUCUUUCUUGUACAUGCCUAUACAUAAGUAUAUAAAUAUGAAAAAUACAAAUAUAUAUAUGAAACUUCUGUCAGGAAAUGGUGAGACAUGCAGAUUAUAUUAGAAAAGAAAGUAACUUGAAACUAUUUUCUAAUUACUGGUGACUUCUAUUUAAAAAAAAAAGAGAUGAUGAAUAGCUUUUUCUGACUGACAAUAGAAGGUGGCACCGUCUAAUAUAGGAAACAGGCAUUUAGUUUGUUUUUGACCAUAUUUAGGAUCAGUAAAGAAAAAAACCAAAAAGAAUAAAAAAAAAAAAACUAUAAAGGCACCGGUUUCUAAAAGCGGCCCCACAUGUAAGCUCCAGAUUUUACUGUGCCAAAUAUUAUAUGCAAUAAGAUGGUUUUUCCCAGACUAAGGGACACACAAACAAAGAAUUAUCUAAAUAGAUCUAGAAACAUUUGUCCGAGGAUAGCGCAGAACGGCACAGAUAUGAAUGUGCUGCUCAGUAGCUAUCAGCCAAAUGCUUUUGGACUGCAGUGAAUUUCUGCAGCUAAGGUUUAACCCUCUGUUCGCUGGAAUUAAGCAGCGUUUAUUUGACAGUGCCAAUGCUUCUUAGCCGUAGCCUCUCAGAACAUGUUCAUUCGGUGUUCCCACGAACCCCACUGAUUUAACAGGCAAAGACGAAGUGCAGGCUAAUAACAACUGUUGCAAAUACCUUGUUACGAUAUUGGUUGCAUAUUGUGUUGUUUCCUUUUCUCCCUUAGGUUUUGACAUGCUUCUAAAUUGCUUGUGUAGUGUUUAGGGCUAAUUUAGUAAUGCAUUACAGCAGUUGCCUGACUUGUCUCUGCAAGGGCUCAUUCUGAUGCUAAUUUCUCAAAGGAACAGACGUGUGGUGCAACGACACAGGGCUUUGCUGACCGAUAUGCUUUCGAAGGAAAAAAAAAAGAUGAUUGAAAUGAUACAAAAUGAAUGUCUGAGACUGGGGCUUUUCCAUGGACUACUCUGAAACAUGGCAUUGCUAUUUUCUUUUUCCUUUAACCGUUUAUUUUGAGCGACACUAUUUUUAUGGAGAGACAAAGGAGGCUAUGAAAAAUAAAAACCUUUGGUUUGUAUUUCUCUAAUCAGAAA
Betta splendens (Siamese fighting fish) is the source of this 4765-nucleotide messenger RNA. It is a transcript of the gene lrrc4.2, whose product is annotated as leucine rich repeat containing 4.2. Bases 1522 to 3516 code for a protein of 664 amino acids. The record is from RefSeq and is a predicted model, not a curated record. Gene Ontology annotation, cellular component: plasma membrane; postsynaptic density membrane; glutamatergic synapse. Gene Ontology annotation, biological process: excitatory synapse assembly; modulation of chemical synaptic transmission; synaptic membrane adhesion. Lineage: Eukaryota; Metazoa; Chordata; Actinopteri; Anabantiformes; Osphronemidae. Gene Ontology annotation, molecular function: protein binding. The transcript has 3 exons.